CUCUUUUUGGUCUUGGACGGCACGAUCGACCGCAACCAUGGCACAUAUAAACGGCCUCUUUCGAAAGAAUAAAUGAGACGACGGAAUAGAAGCACCUGUGAUAUCGUAACUCAUGGUAUAUACUGACUGAUUGAGUAAUUGGAUACCGUACCACAAUAAGUUAGAUAGAUAUCAAGAUAGAUAGCAGGUGAUCAGGCGUUCAAGGUUCUCGCAAGCUCUAACACUAGCUAGCUAGAUCUCGACCUGCACUUGCCUACCGUCCAGCUGGAACGAGGCGAAGAUUCAUCAGCUAUCAGUUGAUCUUCCUUAAGAUUAUUGAUUAUCCGUGGCAUUUGAAAGAGUUCAUCUACCAUGAUGUCCUCCUCCUGGUUCCAUCGAUUUGAUCCCACAUCGACCAUUUUCGAUCCUGCCAAUUCCAUUUACGAUCCCCACAAUGAUCUAUACGAAAUAUUGGAAGCGGAUCCGACAUGUUCCAAUGCCGAGUUGCGGAAAAAGUACCUACGAAAGAGUCGUUCCUACCAUCCCGACAAGAACAAUUCCACAGAGUCCACGGCACGCAUGCAAUAUCUCAACAAUGUAUGGGAAAUGCUACGACAUCAUCGAGCCGUCUACGAUCGCAAUCGCAUUGCGCAUCAACAACGUCGUCAUUCUCAUCCUCGACGCGCCUUUUCCACCCGCCGUGCCAGUUCGCGCGAUAUUGCCGAACUAUUGCGACAAAUGGAAGAAGAAUCGCGACAACGGACCCAAGAAUGGGAACGGGAAAUGACACAGUGGGAACAACAGAAUAACGAACGAUCGGCACAAAUACAGGAAAUGUUUGAUCGAUUCGAACGAGAACGACGCAUGCGAUUGCAAGAACGACAAGUGCGAGAAGCAGAACGGCAAACCCGAGAACACGAACGACAGUUGCGGCAACAGGAACGAGCCGCACGAAGGUUUUCUUCAACGGAACGACAAGAACGAUGA
Messenger RNA from Seminavis robusta, 966 nucleotides. NCBI's taxonomy places the organism in Eukaryota, Bacillariophyta, Bacillariophyceae, Naviculales, Naviculaceae. The record is from the annotation of a GenBank genome assembly.